UACCAAACGAGGCCUUACUGUUCUUCCUCCCCACUCAUCCAGUACCAAAAGAACAGCACAGCCGUGCUGAAGAACAAAUCCCGCAGUAACCAGACGCCGCCCCGCAGGCUUGGCAUACAUCGGGCCCCGGGGCACGCACUCGAAGCUUGUCAAUUAGCCAUCGAUCCGGACUCCUUCAAUUCCCCCAGGUAUGAAAAAAUCUAGAUCAACAACAUUGUCGCCUACGAAAUUCCCGUAGAUCCCCAAAUCCAUGUUCGUACUUAUUUUCUCAGCGCCUACCAGAUAUUAUUUUCUCAGAUCGACUGUCAAGGCCAUCGAUCUACUAAUUUAGCUGCAGUCCCCUGCUGUAGUAUAUUGCUUGUCUCCAAUCGUCUCACCAAGAUUCUCAGUCGGUCAUGUCUUAAACCCUUGUGCCAAGCAUGACUACACCAGUGUUGAUUACUGGGCAGCCCUUAUUGCGUCGUCAGAGAUAAAUUCAUUCAACUGGUGUAGGUUUGUGAAAGACAGUUUGAUGAAAGGCAUUAGAAAGAUCAAGUCCGACAUCGCCAAUGGGAACAAGACAAUUCACAUAGUUGGAUGUCACCUGCUUCCCCGGGUAUAUUAAAAAUAUUCAUUUUUAAACUCUGCAGUUAUCAACUUAAUCAUACCUCAUCACUAUAUUUUGUACCAAGGCAAUCUCCCCUCCCCCAGGUAAUUGCUCUGGACAAUAUUGAGAUAUCUAGCAGGCACAUCGCGCAAAACAUACUACCUCGUGUGAAGGUUUUCGAUCACGAAUCAGUAAAGAAGGCAAUUGAUUCAAUUACAUCCCACAUUGGCCAAGAAGUUUGUUUCGCUGACUCAGAUAUAUGCUGCGGAAGAGGAUUGUCGUGCUCGACCCACAAGCAGGCCCUUUCGGUUUUACUACAGAAUGUCAAAUUCCAUGAACACAUCAGCCAUGCUAUUCAUGUGGCAUUCUUCAGAUGUGUAGAACCAUUUUACUCUAGUUGGCCGUGCACAUCUACUGGAUGGACAAGAGAAUUCCCCACCUUAAUGGUGGAAAAAAUGUCAAGUCUGGCAUCUGUUCGCUUUUCGUGGCUAGGCACUAUGACGACAACAAACUACAAAGACCUACCACCAAGGAAAACAUAAGUUCACCCCGUCGGGCGACCCUCCAUGGAGUUCUGAAGCUUGAAGAGAACAGAUCGGACGCACCAUACACGGCAAUGAAGCAAAUCAGAUCAUCUCUUAACAAUUUGUAUUUAUGUUUUCUGGUGUACACAAUGGCAGCAAUCAGAUGAGAGAGGGAAAUUUUGUUUUUGCUACUCUAGAUUUCGCCAAUUUUCCUUAUGCCACUCUAGAUUUUGAUAUUUCACUUUUGCCACUCUUAGUUUUUGACAAUUAUCACAAUUGUCAUUCCUGUGGCAAAAGCAAGAUAUUCAGAGUGGCA
Messenger RNA from Triticum aestivum (bread wheat), 1426 nucleotides. RefSeq lists its product as uncharacterized. The coding region runs from base 577 to 1128 and encodes 183 amino acids. The transcript has 4 exons. The record is from RefSeq and is a predicted model, not a curated record. Lineage: Eukaryota; Viridiplantae; Streptophyta; Magnoliopsida; Poales; Poaceae.